Solea senegalensis (Senegalese sole) is the source of this 999-nucleotide messenger RNA. It is a transcript of the gene lsm1, whose product is annotated as LSM1, U6 small nuclear RNA associated. Gene Ontology annotation, cellular component: P-body; Lsm1-7-Pat1 complex. The record is from RefSeq and is a predicted model, not a curated record. Lineage: Eukaryota; Metazoa; Chordata; Actinopteri; Pleuronectiformes; Soleidae. Bases 269 to 670 code for a protein of 133 amino acids. The transcript is spliced from 4 exons. Gene Ontology annotation, biological process: deadenylation-dependent decapping of nuclear-transcribed mRNA. Gene Ontology annotation, molecular function: RNA cap binding.
UUUUCCAUUUUGAAAAUGAUUAAACUCACUCUAUGUCGAUGUGAACUGAAUUUGAAUUAAUUUUCUGAAAGCGCGAGCUUUUAAAAACGAGUUCCAAACAGCAAAGGUCAAAGUGGAGUCCAGCGCGCGCACGAUUAAAAGCAGACAGGAAGUGUGUGAAUACACUUCCGGUCUGCCUUUUCUUCAAAGAAACAUGUUUUGAAACAUUGACGCUAAACGACGUUUUUUUCCACAGAAAAAACACGACGUAAACAAACAGCUGCGCAACAUGAACUACGUACCGGGGACCGCGAGUCUCAUCGACGACAUCGACAAGAAACACCUGGUGCUGCUCAGAGACGGCAGAACUUUGAUCGGUUUCCUCAGAAGCAUCGAUCAGUUUGCCAAUUUAGUUUUCCAUCAGACAGUGGAGCGGAUCCACGUGGGGAAGAAGUUUGGUGACAUUCCCAGAGGAAUAUUCAUCGUGAGAGGAGAGAACGUGGUCCUGCUGGGAGAGAUCGACGUGGACAAACCGUGCGACACCGUCCUGCAGCAAGUAUCCAUUGAAGAGAUUCUGGAGGAGCAGCGAUUACAGCAACAAGCCAAACAGGAGACAGAGAAAGUCAAAAUGCAGGUCUUAAAGGACCGAGGCCUUUCCAUCCCCAAAGCCGAUAAUCUGGACGAAUACUGACGUCACCCUUGUUUUUCCUCGGUUUGUUUUGGGACUCCUAAUUUUAUUUGAUGUUUUACGUGUUCACGGCUGCAUCAUGUCGAGCCUCUUUACUGUAACAAUUUAAUUUAGAUCGGAGGAAGAAACGGGAAAAGUGAUCUCAGUUUUGCAGCAAAGCGAUAAAAUCAUGUGAUGGUUAUUUUUGCCAACUUAGCAAUUAUUUCACAGCAGCACUUUGUACUCAUGAUGUGGAUGUUUUUUUUUUAUUUGUGGAUGAGCUUUUGACAGAAUGACAUGCUGUGUUCAUUAAAGAGCUUACUUUUUCUUUAUGGACGAUCUGCUUGGAAAAA